This is a messenger RNA of Penicillium taxi, 1104 nucleotides long. RefSeq lists its product as uncharacterized. The record is from RefSeq and is a predicted model, not a curated record. The transcript has a single exon. Bases 1 to 1104 code for a protein of 367 amino acids. NCBI's taxonomy places the organism in Eukaryota, Fungi, Ascomycota, Eurotiomycetes, Eurotiales, Aspergillaceae.
AUGCGUUUCAUCCUAACCACCUUCCUCGGCUUGGUGGCUGCUGCAUCGCCAGCUCUAUCGUCAAUUGUCCCGCGCACUUCCAAGGCGACUGGAUCUGUUCCUCUCCCAGAACGACUACUGCAUCACUGGCCAAAUGGAACCUGGGUCGAGAACAUUGCCGUUCGACCCAAUGGGAAUCUUUUGCUCACAACAUCUACUCCAAAUGGCACCAUUUGGCAUGUCAAAAAGCCAUGGACCGACUCGCCUGAAGUGGAGCUUGUCUACAACUUCGACCAAUGGGUAGACCGUCUCAUUGGUAUCGGAGAGACCACUCCUGACAAGUACAUCGUCGUCGGCUCACGUUUCUAUUCGCCCGAGUCGUACUCCAGCCAAGUUGAACGGACAUUUGCAGCCAUGGAGAUCGACUUCAACGUGAACCCGCCUGCUGCUCGCCUAGUUGCCUGGUUGCCUGAAGCCGCAUUGCUUCAAGGUGUUGCAGCCCUGCCGUGGAAGAAGACCUCCGUUCUUAUCUCCGAUCAAUAUGUCCAGCGCCCCCGGUACCAGCAAAUUGACUGGACACCUAGCCCCGGACAGAUCUGGCUCCUGGACACAUUGACCGGAGAAUACGAUCUGGUAAUGACCGACUUUGCUGAGAUGAACACUACCUAUGCUCAUGGCGAGGAUGUCGGUAUUGAUGGAAUUCGAAUUCUUCAUGAUGAGAUGUACUGGGUUAACCAGGAUAAUGGAGGUAUUUACCGGGUGAAGAUUGGUAAAAAUGGCCACCCUGUAAAGCCUAUCGUCCCCGAACUUGUCACUGUUGUGGAAAGCCAGCUGUGGGAUGAUUUUGCCUUUGGCCCUGGAAACAGUGACCUUCUUUGGGCAACCGGCCUCAAUGCGAUCUAUGCCGUCUCGACAAAGAACGGGACCGCAGUUGUCGUCGACGGUGUGGGCACCAGCAACAAUCUAACUUUCCCUGGCCCGACCUCCUGCCAGUUCGGAAGAACCAAGCACGACUCUAACAUCCUAUAUGUCACGGGCAAUUUAUACAGCGUCCCUGAUAGCCUAUUGGACCUGACUAUCAGCGGCUGGGUUCGGGCUAUUGAUACCACUGGGUUCCACCUCUGA